GUCCGCGCGCGUCCGCACAGGGAACCCGGCUUGAACCGUGGCCAGAGGCUCGGCACUCGGCGAAAAAAAUCGCGGUCGUCGACGCAGGGGAAAAAUAACAUACAUGGCACGAUAAAGGCCCGUGGCGUUGGAGCGUAACUUGUGCAACGAUCUCGCAGGCUCGCGGCCGUCAAGCGCGUUGGACCGCACUCUCGGCACCGGCACGCCCGCGCUCGCCACUCCGCGCCGCGCCGCUCGGGAUUAUGAGCUGCGGCGGUCUUAACCUUUAAUGACAGCCCCGCAUAUCCAGGUCACAUAAGCAGCAGCGAAAUGCAGACGAUAAAGUGUGUCGUGGUAGGUGAUGGAGCGGUCGGUAAAACGUGUCUCUUGAUUUCGUAUACCACGAACAAGUUCCCCUCGGAAUACGUGCCUACUGUCUUCGACAAUUAUGCAGUAACUGUGAUGAUAGGAGGUGAUCCGUAUACGUUAGGAUUAUUUGAUACUGCAGGUCAGGAAGAUUAUGAUAGAUUGCGUCCGCUAAGUUAUCCUCAGACCGACGUGUUUCUCGUGUGUUUCUCGGUCGUGUCGCCGUCGUCCUUCGAAAAUGUCAAAGAAAAGUGGGUGCCAGAAAUAACGCAUCACUGUCAGAGAACUCCGUUCCUACUUGUCGGGACGCAAAUCGAUUUGAGAGACGACGUCGCGACAAUAGAGAAACUCGCAAAGAACAAACAGAAGCCGAUAUCCGGAGAGCAAGGGGAGAAACUCGCCAAGGAACUUAAAGCUGUAAAAUAUGUAGAGUGCAGUGCUCUGACGCAGAAAGGCUUGAAGAACGUAUUCGACGAAGCUAUUUUAGCCGCGCUGGAGCCACCUGAACCGGUGAAGAAGAGGAAGUGUGUAAUUCUGUAAAGUGACGGGGUAUUGAGGAUCAUCGGUGGGACGCAUGCCUGAAUUCAAAACGACACUGUAGUACCAGGCGACGAUCUUGUGUGUAGUAUAACUCUGUAUUAAAUAGAACUAAAUUUGCCUCUACACGAGUUCGUAAUCGUAUUCGGAAAGGGUGAGCAAAUCGUCGGGCGACCGCAGACACAUUCCACGAGGCGUGCGAUAAUUACUCUGAGCGUGUAAAGCCGGAUAAAACUUUUCUAUCAGAUAAUAACGGCUGGUUCUUUUUCUUUCCGAGAAGAGUUACGCCGCACAAAGCUUUCAUUUUUCCAGUACGACUUUCCAGAACGAGACGUUCGGAGCGGGGAUUUUCAGAUAAAUCUCGAAAUCGCUCCAAGCUCCAUUGACUUUUAACGUUUACACUCGAUAGGGGCAGGGAUGGCGAAGCAAAUAGAGAUUGGUGCUAUUGUUCAACAAUAUUUUUUUAAGUCGAAACGUUUACCGAGGUAUAGGUAUCUGAGUCGUCGGUAUCUGAGAGAAUGCUCAUUCGAGCGAUAGAGCGCUCAAGUAUCUUCCGCUAAAACGACGAGUGCGUACUUUCUUUUUCGACGCGUAUUACAAUGAAAUUUUCAUUCUCGGCGACGUCAGUAUUAGGAGCUCUAUGAUGAAUAUAUAAAAACGAUAAAUAUAGCAGUAUCACUUAGACAUACUGUCGAUUGCAUGUGACAAAAAGAUUAUUGCUACUUCUAACAACCUACUAUAAAGCAUCGUAGAUAUUCGGGGACUCUUGCAAUAUCGCGUUUCCGGUAGCGCAGGCUUAUCUCGACGUUAGUACAAUUCCACGAAGGAUUAUCGCGGCGAGUAGUUUCAUUGCUCGUCCUGUGAACACGCGUUAUCGCGAGGGCUCUCUAAUAUCGCUAAUAAAUCUUCGGAAUCACAUUAAAGUGCACACGAAAGCUUUCAGAAAAAUCGACCAAUUUUUCAAUAUGUUUUUGAAUGCCGUUUUCCUACAUAGAGCAAAGUAUUUUUCAGCAACUUUACUACCUAAUAAGUCAGAAUUAAAGAGCUUCUAAACCAACGUUAGUCUCCCUUCCAUGCCGCGGCUGCGCAGGGGGCACUUAGUGAUGGAAAGCUCGAAGACUGUUUAAAAAGGUCGCACCGAGGACGAAAGGAGAAAAGGACGUUUGUGCCUGCAGUGGAAAGAGUAACGUUAACUAGGGCGGGAAGGGCGAAACGAAGACGCGCUUUACGAUUCACACGUAAGAUUGUGUAUGCGAAAUUCUUUCGGUUAUCACGAUGCUGCAUGCAGUCAACUUAUGAACAAUUCAGUCCCGGCGGCAUGCGACCGGCUGAUUUUUUUUUAUUAACUGUCCGAACUGUCGCAUAUCGUUAGUACUAUUGACGCAUAACGAAUGCGUCGUCGCGAUGCAUUCGAUAUGUCGACGUCGAAUGGGGGAGAGGGAAGGGGAGUGUUGCGAGAGAAAGCGUUUUAUCAAAAGGGUUUAAUCAACUUUUACACUACGAAUCCAGUUAAAAGUAACAGCAUUUAUUAGCACUGUAAUGUGUCAUAAUAUGUAGACACGACCAUGUAACGAGAUAUUCGCAUAAAUAUAUUUAUACCAUGUAUACGA
Messenger RNA from Vollenhovia emeryi, 2492 nucleotides. RefSeq names its product cdc42 homolog. NCBI's taxonomy places the organism in Eukaryota, Metazoa, Arthropoda, Insecta, Hymenoptera, Formicidae. The transcript has 5 exons. Gene Ontology annotation, molecular function: GTP binding; GTPase activity. Gene Ontology annotation, biological process: small GTPase-mediated signal transduction. The coding region runs from base 310 to 885 and encodes 191 amino acids. The record is from RefSeq and is a predicted model, not a curated record.